AUGCCGGCCAACCACCGCCAGCCGGCAUCGCAGACGCCUGCGUCUCCCAAUACCAAGCCCACGGCUCGCUACACGAACAAAGAUGGCUCCAAGAUCAUUACUGUGCCCAAGGGCCCCCCCUCCACCGAACCCUCGCAGCCUUCCACCCCGACCUUGUCGGCAAGGCCUCCGAGUGUCCAGACCGCAGCCACCAACGGUGCCGACUCCUCCGUCCCUACCGUCAAUCGCAAGAAGCAGAAGCGUCGCGCAAAGGCUGCCGCCAAGGCUGCUGCCGAGCAGGCCGUCGCCCAAAACCCCAAUGGCCGCUCAAGUCCCGCAUCUGGAGCACCUGGCACACCCGCCUCCAAACCUCAGCCUGCCCAGGAUGACGACGACCAGGAUUCCAGCGACGACGACGCCGACGAACACCACGACCCUGACGGCCACUCACGCGUAAACGGUGUCGCCUCGGGCAAAUCGUCCAAAAAGUCAAAGAAGAAGAAGAAGAAGAACGCAAAGAACCAGCACCUUGCCGAACCCCACUUUGACAACGUCCCGUCGCACUCCCACUCGCCAUUGACGCCCCGUGGGCCUGGAAUUUCCAAGGAUAAGAUCUGGAACACCAGCUCGCAGGAGGAGAGGGAGCGCAUCAAGGAAUUCUGGCUUGGCCUGGGCGAGGACGAGCGCAAGUCGCUGGUCAAGGUUGAAAAGGACGCCGUCCUGAAGAAGAUGAAGGAGCAGCAGAAGCACACGUGCAGCUGCACCGUCUGCGGCCGGAAGCGCACCGCCAUCGAGGAGGAGCUGGAAGGCCUCUACGAUGCCUACUACGAGGAGCUCGAGACGUUUGCCAAUAAUGGGGAGGGUCCCCAUAUCCUCCCGCCUCACCGCGAAUUCCCCCUGCGACCCUCGCGCCUCCCGGCAACAUACUCGGGGCAACCGCCGUCGCGUGGUCGCAUAGUGGAGCACGUCGGCGACGAUGACGAGGACGAGGACCCCGAAGAAGAGUACAGCGACGAAGAGGACGAGCUCGAGGACGAGGAGGAAGAGGAAGACGACGACGAGUAUAGCGAAGAAGACGAACCGCCAGAGGAUGCUCACCCUCACGAUCGAGAUGUGGCCGACUUCUUGACGUUUGGUAACAGCCUGCAAGUCAAGGGUAUGCAGCUUCUGGACUCUCUACUCUGCAGAUAUGGUAACAUGGACUUAGGCGGCAUACUCACCGUUGCGGAUGACCUCCUCAAGAACGACGGCAAGCGCUUCAUCGAAAUGAUGGAGCAGCUCGCCGAGCGCCGCAUGGCGCGCGAGGAGGACGCCAAGGAACACUUUUCCCGCGCCUACGGUCAUCCCGCCAACGGCUCUUACUCGAAUCAUAACCAUCCUCCUCCCGAAGACGACUACGACGACGAGGACGAGGAGGAGGAUGAGGACUAUGAUGACAGUCAAGAAGAGGAAUACGAGGAUGAAGAAGUGAGCUCCUCUCAAUACACAUAUGACCAUAAACACUCGAGUACUGAGCAUUACUGUUGUCAUCAUCAGGACACGAUGACCGAGGAGCAGCGCAUGGAAGAGGGUCGUCGCAUGUUCCAGAUAUUCGCCGCUCGCAUGUUCGAGCAGCGCGUCCUGACGGCCUACCGGGAUAUGGUCGCCAAGCAACGCCAACAACAGCUCAUCGAGGAGCUCGAGGAGGAGAACCGACAAGACGCCCAGCGGAAAGCAAAAAAGGCCAAGGAGAACCAGAAGCGAAAGGACAAGGCCGCGCUGAAGAAACAGCAGCAGGCCGAGGAGAAGGCGCGCAAGGAGGCUGAAAAGGCGGCCGAAGAAGCCGCCCGACUCGAGGAACAGCGAAGAAAGGCCGAAGAGCAGCGACUGCGAGCCGAGGAGAAGCGCCGUAAGAAGGAGGAGCAGAAGCGUCUCGAGGAGGAGGAACGCCUCCGGAAAGAGGCGGAGCGGCAAAAGCGUCUCCAGGAACAACAAGAGAAGCGCGCGGAGCAGGAGCGUAAGGCGCGAGAAGCCCGAGAAAAGGCGCAGAAGCUAAAGGAGGAGGCUCGAUUACGAGAGAAGGAGAACCGAGAGCAGAAGGAAAAAGAGAUUCGGGAGCGGAAAGAGAAGCAAGACCAGGCCAAGCGCGACAAGGAGGCCAAGGCCAAGGCCGACCGGGAAGCCAAGGCCGACAAGGAGAGCAGCGAGCGGCUCAAGCAGGAAGAGAAGGCGGCGCAAAAGGCCGCCACCAUCACCGCUGCCCCCAUCCCCAUCCCCAACUCAGGUCGACGUCUGUCGCAACACCCGGUGCCGAUCCCGACGCACACUUCCAACCCAGCAUCAUACGCAUCUCCAAAGAUACCCGUUGCGACGCCGGCUCUGCCCAAGGCUCCAACACCGAUCCGCCCCAAACAUGCGUCCCAGCCCCUGGAAACCAGCCUGCCGGGAUCUCAAGCUUCGCAGUCCGGCUCCACUGCCAGCCAGAACCCAUCACCACACCCCGCCACACCCGGCCACACGAGCCCGGCACCGAUUGGAUCCCGGAAGACCAGCGUGGCGACCACGAGCUCGCUGCCGCACCCUCACUCCGUAUCGCCGUCGAGCAUCAAGGGCCCUAUGCAGCCGGGUCCGUUCGGCAUGCCUAUGAGCAUGCCCCCUCCCGGCUUCGGAGGGCCGCCACCUCCAGGGCUAGCGAACCGCAUUCAUGAUCCCAUCUUCGGCCCGUCCGGUAUUCCUGGCUUCGGCCGACCGCCGCCGCCACCUGGAAUGAUGCCCGGCCCGCCGGGGCUUAAUGGGCCCGCGGGACGCGGCUUCAUGCCGCACCCGCCUCCCGGAUUCGGACAGCCCAUGGGCGGCGACCCGAUGCAUAACAUGGCGCCGGGGCCCGCGACGCACUCAAGGCAGGCCUCUGGGAGCUUCGAUCCGGCUUCAUCGCCGGCUCCGGCACAACCCAUUGGAAGGCCAGCGCCCAUCGGACGGCCCGGCAGCGUGGUGCAUGGACAGCGCAACGAUCAGCUAGACGACUUCGCCAACCAGCAUCUCGGUAGCAGCGCUCUGCUGGAUGAUGCCGAGGACCCGGUCAAUGCGGCCAUGAACGCGGCUAGGCAUCGCAGCCAGGUUCCGCGACCGGCGUUUCCGACCAUCCCGUUCGUCGGAGGCAUGGACAACGGAUUCCACAACAUGCACAACAAUGUGUGGGGACCGUCACCGAUGGGCUUCGCCCCCCCUCCUGGGCUGGGCAAUCCCACCUGGGGCGGUCCAAUGAUCCCGCCGAUGCCGCCGCUCGGUCAGAUCCGCACGGCCGGAAACCCUCGUUCGGUCACGGUCCGCCUGAUGCUGUGCCGCGCCUGCAAGGAGCUGCAGAACCGCAACGCCGACACCUCCGACUCGUUUGUCGACUUGGCAGCGAUCAAGGCUGAGGUGGACCAACUCAGUGGAACGGAGGUCAUAUCGGAAGAAGAUCUGCUGGAGCUUGCCGAAACGGAAGGCAACGCCCAAAACGGCGGAGGCACCUUUGAGGUUCGACGAAACGCACAUGGCCCCGGCCAGCACUCGGUUCGGUGGGUGCCCGAAUUCAACGACAUGACACACCCUCACCACAGAGCAGUAGGCGCUCCAGGCGAGAUCGGGAGCCCCAUCAUCGGCAGUGGCACGGCGGCAUUCUUGGCUAGAGGGCAUUAG
Molecule: messenger RNA, 3639 nt
Organism: Colletotrichum graminicola M1.001
Lineage: Eukaryota; Fungi; Ascomycota; Sordariomycetes; Glomerellales; Glomerellaceae
Product: stress response protein NST1
Exons: 1
Coding region: 1-3639 (1212 amino acids)
Source: RefSeq, a predicted model, not a curated record